UUAAGAUGCUGUUUGUCGUCGUUGUAGUUUUUGCUGUACUCUGGCUGCCGUACAGAGGGAUGCUAGUGUACAAUUCGUUCGCCGUCCUCUUCAAUGGGCCACCUUUUAUGGAUUUGUGGUUCCUCAUGUUUGCCAAGACUUGCGUUUACAUUAACAGUGCGAUAAAUCCGAUUUUGUACAACGCAAUGUCAAGCAAAUUCAGAAGAGCGUUCCACAGACUGCUAUGUUGCCGCAAAGUGGGAGUUGCAAGCAGGAGGAAAGCUGACACAAUUUCGGAGGACGUUGGCAGAUCGAUCUCGACGACGAAGAGAACAACUACUUUCUACUCGGAAGAUCAUCGAGACACAAAUUUUUAAAUGAAAAAAAUCCCUAGGCGAAAAGAUCAAGCGUUGAAAAUUAAUCAAA
Molecule: messenger RNA, 405 nt
Organism: Cimex lectularius (bed bug)
Lineage: Eukaryota; Metazoa; Arthropoda; Insecta; Hemiptera; Cimicidae
Product: thyrotropin-releasing hormone receptor-like
Exons: 2
Coding region: 6-356 (116 amino acids)
Biological process (GO): G protein-coupled receptor signaling pathway
Cellular component (GO): membrane
Molecular function (GO): thyrotropin-releasing hormone receptor activity
Source: RefSeq, a predicted model, not a curated record